AUGAAUUAUGGUAAAGAAUGUCAUGCAAAUUGUUUUGAAUUUAAUCAUAUAUUAGUACGAGAUUGUUCUGGUCAAAGUAAUUGUGAACAUGAAGUACAAUGUUUACAAGAUAGUAGAAUAUAUCCAAAAACAUCUGUAUGCAGUUGUCUAUCAUGUUUUCAUGAAAUACAAUGUCAAUUUAAUUCAGAAAGAUUUGAUCUUUCAUUCGAUGCUAUUUUAGGUUAUCAUAUUGAACCACAUAUUAAUAUUUUAAAACAAUUACCAAUCGUACAAACAAGUUUAACAAUGACUAUAAUUAUAACUCUAGUAGGUCUUGUAAAUGGUAUUCUAUCAGUGAUAACAUUUUAUACAACUAUGCAUGAUCCUUUUCAUCAACAUUUAAUUGAUGAUGAUGAUGAGAAACGCAUUUGGUGUAUUAUUAGUUAUUCACAUAGUUUUCAAAUCUAUAAUUUAAUUAUUAAUAUAUUUCAUUUCUUUGUUCCAUUUCUCCUUAAUUUGAUUUCGGCUAUUAUUAUCAUUAUAACAACUGUUCGACAACGAAAAAUUAUUCAAAAUCAUUAA
Messenger RNA from Rotaria sp. Silwood1, 561 nucleotides. The record is from the annotation of a GenBank genome assembly. Lineage: Eukaryota; Metazoa; Rotifera; Eurotatoria; Philodinida; Philodinidae.